This is a messenger RNA of Hibiscus syriacus, 432 nucleotides long. Its product is annotated as reactive Intermediate Deaminase A, chloroplastic-like. The coding region runs from base 1 to 381 and encodes 126 amino acids. The record is from RefSeq and is a predicted model, not a curated record. Gene Ontology annotation, molecular function: deaminase activity. Gene Ontology annotation, cellular component: cytosol. The transcript has 6 exons. NCBI's taxonomy places the organism in Eukaryota, Viridiplantae, Streptophyta, Magnoliopsida, Malvales, Malvaceae.
AUGGGGUUUGAGAGAUUGACUUCGUUAUGGCGAGCCUCCUCAAGAAACGACUCUCCUUUUGUUUGCUUAAGUCUCUUCACUUCUCCUGGGAUUAAGGAGGCUGUGGUGACUAAAAAAACUCCUACAACAUUGGGACCAUAUUCUCAGGCCAUCAAGGACAAUAAUCUUCUAUUUGUCUCUUGUGUUCUCGGUCUUAUUCCAGAGACUGGAAAGUUCAUCUCAGACACUGUAGAAGAUCAAACCAAGCAGUUACUAAAAAAUAUGAGUGAAAUACUGAAAGAUGGUGGUGUUGACUAUUCCUCGGUGGUUAAGACAACAAUUAUGCUAGCUGACUUGAAAGACUUCAAGAAAGUAAAUGAGAUCUAUGCAAAAUGUGAGUAAAAAAGUUGAAAUCCGUUUUUCAUUCAAAAUUAUAUGGUUUCACCAGUUUAU